AUGAAGUGCGAUUUCCUUCUCCACGAAGCACGUGCAUCCCUUCCUCGCAAGAAAGACCAUCCACUACACAAACACCCCCUCAUCCUCCAUCCAGUUCUUCCUGUGCCAUUCGAGAGCGAGCAUUGGCAGAAGUUGAUAAGAGGGCAUUAUAGAUUUACAAUUAGUAUCGAAGGCAUGUUCAAAUGCAGCAGUUGUGACCAAAUAGGUAAUGGUUUCAUGUACAAAUGCAGCAAAAAGGACUGCAAAUUCCAAUUAGACACCAGGUGCGCUUCCCUCUUAUCCAUGGAAGCUAUCCACAUCAUGAUCUCUUCUUCAAUCUUACCCAAGGCACAUGCUUGGGGUGCAAGUCUAGUAAAUGUUCACGUUAUUCCCUAG
Molecule: messenger RNA, 375 nt
Organism: Arabis nemorensis
Lineage: Eukaryota; Viridiplantae; Streptophyta; Magnoliopsida; Brassicales; Brassicaceae
Source: the annotation of a GenBank genome assembly